AUGUUCAGUUUCAGCUUAUUUUUUCACAUUUAAAAACUCCAUUGUAUCAUACAGACAUUUUUUUGUACAUUUUCAAAAUUUUCAGAAAUGGCCGAUAAAGGCGCAUUUAAUCCUUAUGACCAUAGAGAUGUGGAGCACGAAUUGUCAAAUUUUGGAGCUUUUAUAUCGCUUGUCAAGUGCGUUGUGGGUACCGGUGUUUUGGCUCUGCCCAGGGCUUUCUACUAUUCAGGAAUCAUUUUUGGCAUCGUCAUGCUAAUAGCCAUCACAUUUAUGCUCAUCCAUAGCAUGCAAUUAUUGAUUAUUUGCAUGAUUGAAUCAGCCCGACGACAACAAAUGGGAUACUCCACUUUUCCGGAAACCAUGAAGUUUGCCCUUUCCCAGGGUCCCAGGUGCUGUCGAUGUUGGGCUAAAGUUGGUGCCAUAAUAUGCGACGCGGUCCUCAUAUUUUCACACUACGGUGUAUGUGUUGUGUACCUUGUGUUUGUUAGCCUAAACCUACAGAAAAUCCUCAAAUUUAAAUACGGAGACUCUGACAACCUAAGAUAUUAUGUGAUCAUUGUCGGGAUUCUUGUGCUUCCGCCAUUUAUGAUAACUAGACUCAAGUGGCUGGUUCCCUUCAACCUGAUCGCCAGUAUUUUGGAAUAUGUUGCAUUUGCCUGCAUGAUUUACUACAUCUUCCAGGAUCUGCCUCCGAUCACUGAGAGAGCUGUCUUCUUUGGAAAAGUUGAACAUAUGGCCUCUUUCUUUGGAACAGUCCUGUUUUCCAUAACCUCCGUGGGUGUGAUGUUGGCCAUUGAGGCAAAAAUGAAGCACCCUGAACAGUACAUCGGAUGGUUCGGAAUCAUGGACAUUGCCGUAGUUUUUAUCGUUAUUUCGUAUAUAUUCUUUGGAGUCAUGGGCUACUGGAAGUACGGAGAUGAUAUACAGACCGCUUUGAGCCUCAAUCUGCCUACAGAGGAAGCUAUUGCCAAAGUUUCGCAGGUGUCUAUUAUGUGUGCCAUCUUUCUCACCUACUCCCUGUGCGGCUACGUGGUAAUCAACAUUAUAAUGACCCACUAUUGGAACAAAAGCGGGGAGCUAAAACACCCCAUAAUCAAGGAGUUAAUCGUACGAUUGAUUUUCGUUUUGGUAAGCACCUUAAAUGCCGCCAUGGCUCCAGAUUUUGGACCCCUGCUCUCCCUUGUGGGCGCCUUCACCAUCUCCCUGCUGAACCUCAUUUUCCCGGCAUUGAUCGAGAUUUGUCUCCUCUAUCCCCCGGAGUACACCUACGGCAAAUACAAGUGGAAGCUUAUCAAGGAUAUUGCACUGAUGGUUAUUGGCACUCUUAUCCUAGUAAACGGCACCUAUGAGGCAAUCAGAGACAUGUUCCGGGCAUGGGUUCCCGGCUUUAAGACGACGACAGUCGCAGGUUAAGACUCAAAAACUGAGGCGACGGAGUCCCCGGAAAGAGCCCCAGCAGCCGUAGCCCGGUUCUUUGCGGAUUAUUUCGCUCUAUAAGACGUAAUCCAAUGGACCUACGCUUACACCACAACGAUUUGAAAAGCAUUUAAAACAAAAAUGUAUCACUGACAUGCUCCACUCUUUAUCCAAACUCUCGGUUAAAAUUGUAAAUGGAAA
Molecule: messenger RNA, 1617 nt
Organism: Drosophila bipectinata
Lineage: Eukaryota; Metazoa; Arthropoda; Insecta; Diptera; Drosophilidae
Product: glutamate transporter polyphemus
Biological process (GO): amino acid transmembrane transport
Molecular function (GO): L-amino acid transmembrane transporter activity
Source: RefSeq, a predicted model, not a curated record